Molecule: messenger RNA, 1257 nt
Organism: Melospiza georgiana
Lineage: Eukaryota; Metazoa; Chordata; Aves; Passeriformes; Passerellidae
Gene: IDNK
Product: IDNK gluconokinase
Exons: 5
Coding region: 27-590 (187 amino acids)
Cellular component (GO): cytoplasm
Molecular function (GO): gluconokinase activity
Source: RefSeq, a predicted model, not a curated record
GGCAGCGGCAGAGCGCGGCGGCCGCCAUGGUGCUGGUGGUGGUGAUGGGCGUCAGCGGCUCAGGGAAGACCACGGUUGGGUCGCGGCUGGCUGAGAAGUUGGGAUGGAAAUUCUACGAUGCAGACGAUUAUCAUCCUCUAGAGAAUAAGAAGAAAAUGGAAAAAGGGAUACCACUAAACGAUGAGGACAGGAUUCCUUGGCUUUGUGCACUGCAUGAUAUACUAAGGAGAGAAGACACAUCUAGACAAGAUACAAUUCUGGCCUGUUCUGCACUGAAAAAGAUGUACAGGCGUGUGUUAAUUGGUGGAGCAUCUGCAAUUGAAAGCAACAAGCCAGAGCAACCAGGAGAAAACCCAGCACUGAAGAUCCUCUUUGUUCAUUUGGAUGGACCUAAGGACAUAAUUGCUGCCUGCUUGGAGAAGCGGAGAGGUCAUUUUAUGCCACUUGAACUUCUCCAGUCUCAGUUUGAUACUCUAGAGCCACCCAGUGCACCAGAAAAUUUCAUUACUGUCAGUCUAGAAAAACCUCUUCCAGAAAUACUCCUACAGAUUGAGACCGCCAUUCUUCAGGGUGAGGCUUUGCCAGAGUAAUUUUCUGAAUGACACAUAUAGAAAUUCCCUGAAGGAUAGCAGGGCAAAGAGACAGAAUUUUAAUUAUCAAAUUGAUUAUUAAAUCAAACCAAAUUAUUUUUAAGAGCAGGUUUACUACUUUUUUUUUUUUUUUUUUAUCAUGGCUCUGUAAAAGACAUUUAAAAUGUCUUUACAUCUUUUGCAUAUAUAAGAUGCAAGAAUUGUUAACUUUUUAAGCCCUUCACUCCAUUAAGUUAAAAUUCUCCUUUUAGUAAGAGGUUGCUUUUGAAAAUUCUGGCAGGGGUCACACAGAAUAAUUUAUUUUCUUAAUAUUUAGUCUGUCAGACACUGAGAUGGGCACAUCUGCUAUUACAAGAUUAAAUAGUUUAGCUGUGUUAAAAAUAACGUCAUUUUCCUAGAAGAAGCAGGAACAUGCAUGAUGAAGUUCCAUACAUGACACUACCCCUGUCUCACUGCUGGAUUUUCAUCAAGUUGUACAUUCUGUGUUUGUAUUCUUGUUGACCUCAGCAGAGCACUGAUGACUUCAUGAGAAUUUUUCUGAUCUCUUACUGUAUGUACUGGCCACCAAACUGAAAAAUGUGAGGAAAAAAAAGGUAGUGGGGGCGAUGCAGUAUACAAAAUUUAAUUGAAUGGAAAGCUUUAGAAAUAAAGUAGAAGUGGCAUCAUA